AUGCAAUGAUGAACUCACUCACUCAACUCUCUAUAAAACUUUUCCAUUAUCUUUUCUUUUUUCUUUAAAUUUUGUUUUUUAAUUCAUAUUUUUUCCUUAUAAAUCGGUUGAUACAUUUGAUCACAUUCAAAACUCUCCUUUUAGUCGAAGCCUCUUUCUACUUUUCUAAUUCCAUUAAGUAUAAUUUAUAAAUCUAGGUUUCUUUCUCAAUAUUGCAAAAUCUCGAAAAGCUGCGUUUUCUUUUUCCUCACUUUGAUAUUAAUUUUUGGCUUUGCUCAUUGGUCCCCUCUCUAUAUAAACCCAACCCCUCCCUCAUUUCUCUCACUUCUUCCCUUUUCAGUUUCCCCUUCUUAUAGAGAGAGAGUGAGUUUGUUAGAGAAAAAAACAUGGCUGUAGAAGAUUUGAGUAGUGCUAUUGUUGUUAAUGUGAGAGAGUUUGAUCCAAAUAAAGAUAAAGAAAGUGUUGAAGCUGUUGAAAAAAUAUGUGAAGUUGGUCCCAGCGGAAAACUUUCUCUCUUCACCGACCUUCACGGUGACCCUAUUUGCAGGGUCCGCAACUCACCAACUUUCCUCAUGCUGGUAGCAGAGAUAGGCAAUGAGAUAGUUGGAAUGAUAAGAGGCUGCAUCAAAACCGUUACAUGCGGCAAAAAAGUAUCAAGACCAACAAAAAACAUAACCGAACCAAAUUCCAAUAAUGUCCCUGUCUUCACAAAACUAGCCUACAUACUAGGUCUACGAGUUUCACCAAAUCACAGAAGAAUGAGAAUUGGCUUAAAACUUGUUCAAAAAAUGGAACAAUGGUUCAGAGAAAAUGGUGCUGAGUAUUCAUACAUGGCAACUGAAAACGACAACGUUGCAUCCGUUAAUCUUUUCACCGACAAAUGCGGUUACUCAAAAUUCCGUACACCGUCAAUCCUAGUUAACCCUGUUUUCGCUCACUCUGUCAAAACGUCGUCGUCUAAAGUAACCAUCAUUAAACUAAACCCAAACGACGCCGAAUUGAUUUACCGUAACAAAUUCUCCACCACUGAGUUUUUUCCUCGUGACAUUGAUUCCGUUUUGAAAAACAAACUCACUCUCGGAACUUUUCUCGCUGUUCCAAAAAAUGGGCCUGGAUUUCGGCCCAAUAACUGGAAAUGGACUGGCCCAGUAUCUUUUUUAUUGGACCCACCGAGUUCUUGGGCUUUAAUUAGUGUUUGGAACUGUAAAGAUUUGUUCACUCUUGAAGUUAAAGGCGCGUCGCGCGUGAGACGGUUAUUGGCGAAAACAACGCGCGUGAUAGAUAAAACUUUUCCUUGGUUACGGUUACCGUCGAUUCCGAAUUUUUUUGAACCGUUUGGAUUUCAUUUAAUGUAUGGAAUUGGAGGGGAAGGACCGGAGGUGUUGAAAAUGGUGAAAGCUUUGUGUGGUUUUGCUCAUAAUCUUGCUAUGGAAAAUGGUUGUAGUGCUGUUGCUACUGAGGUUUCGAGCUGUGAUCCUCUACGGUUCGCUAUUCCUCAUUGGAAAGCUUUGUCUUGUGAAGAGGAUUUGUGGUGUAUUAAGAGAUUAGGUGAAGAUUAUAGUGAUGGUUCUGUUGGUGAUUGGACUAAAUCUAAACCUGGAUUCUCCAUUUUUGUUGAUCCUAGAGAGUUUUAAGUAACUCAGUUAAAAAUUAGAAGGAAAAAAUUAGAGUUUAUUUUUAUUAAUUUUAGUUUUUAUUUAUAUUAUAUAGUUGUAAGGAGGGAAAUGUCAUGUCAUAUCAGUUACAAGAUAUGAAUUUUGAUUGUAAAGGAACAAUGAAUAGAAUAUCCAUCUUUUUUAUUUUA
Molecule: messenger RNA, 1804 nt
Organism: Trifolium pratense (red clover)
Lineage: Eukaryota; Viridiplantae; Streptophyta; Magnoliopsida; Fabales; Fabaceae
Product: probable N-acetyltransferase HLS1
Exons: 2
Coding region: 387-1634 (415 amino acids)
Molecular function (GO): acyltransferase activity, transferring groups other than amino-acyl groups
Source: RefSeq, a predicted model, not a curated record